Molecule: messenger RNA, 1736 nt
Organism: Salvia miltiorrhiza (redroot sage)
Lineage: Eukaryota; Viridiplantae; Streptophyta; Magnoliopsida; Lamiales; Lamiaceae
Exons: 5
Coding region: 1-1611 (536 amino acids)
Source: RefSeq, a predicted model, not a curated record
AUGGAGGUGACUGGCGCAGCGGCGGCAGGGGCGCCGGAUCUGGUGCGGGUAUCGGAGGCGGUGGUGAGGGAGGCAGCGGAUCUGCAGGGUGGUGGUGGUAAAGGCAGCGUAGGGGCGGCGGAUCUGUGGUACGAUGAUCCAUUUGAUGGUAGAGCGAGAUCGGCUCUUCUUCAUUGCAUACGAAAAAUUAAUGUAAUGAUACAAAAAGAGCAAAAACUUGCUGCCCAAAAGCUUCAAGAUUUGAAAGAGGAUCUUGAGAUGAAGAUGCAAACAUACCGUGUUGAGAAUAGGUCGUUGAAGAAAUCUUUGAAGGCAACAAAGGGUAGACUUCAAGCAUUGUUCUUUGUUCUCAUUGUUACCUAUGUGAGUGGGCUGCCUGCUAUUAGAUUCAAGCCAAAAAUGACAAACCUUCUCAGUAGAAAACAAUUGUUGUUAUGGCUCAUUGAAGAAGAAAUGCGCCAGUUCAUAUUUCGAAUUGCUUUAGUGAUUGAUGUUAUCUUUCGUAUGAGGUCUAAAAAAAGAAAACGUAGCCAUCAAAUUGAAUCAUACAUCAUCUUGCAAAGGAUCCCUGAUCAAGUAAAACAUCUAAAUAGGAUGACUAUGGUUAGCGAUAUAGAUUGUGUGUUGAAUCUGCGGAUGGAUAGAAAUGCGUUUGGGAGAUUGUGUAAUCUGAUGAGACAACUAGGUUCAUUAAAAGAUGGUAAAUUUGUGACUGUUGAGGAACAGUUGGCCAUGUUUUUAUCCGUAUUAUCCCAUCAUAAGAAAAAUCGUGUCGUGCGCUUUGAUUUUUGGAGAUCGGGCCAAACAAUAUCGCGCUAUAUUUACACUGUUUUGAAAGCCAUCUUGAAGCUACAUGUUCUACUCCUAGUGAAGCCUGAUCCGGUAUCUGGUGACAACAAUGAUCCACGAUGGAAGUGGUUUAAGGGCUGUCUUGGUGCGCUAGAUGGCACUUACAUAAACGUGAAAGUGCCGAAUUGUGACAAGGCACGAUAUAGGACACGUAAAGGACAUAUUUCAACAAACACGCUAGGUGUUUGUGACCAAAACAUGAGGUUUGUAUACGCAUUACCAGGAUGGGAAGGUUCAGCAGCCGACUCUAGGAUAUUGCGUGACGCUCUCAAUCGACCCUACGGUCUUAGGGUACCAAAGGGGAACUACUACCUAGUGGACAACGGCUAUGCUAAUAGCGAGGGAUUCCUAGCUCCAUACAAAGGUGUUCGCUAUCAUUUGAAAGAGUGGGGACCUACUUCAGCGAGACCACAAAAUGCAGAGGAACUCUUUAACCUAAGACACACAAAAGCACGCAAUGUUAUUGAACGUGCUUUUAGGAUAAUGAAGAUGAGAUGGGGAAUUUUGCGGAGUACAACAUACUACCCUAUUCAGGUCCAAACUAGGUUGAUAAUGGCCUGCUUUCUACUUCAUAAUUUCAUCCGAAAUGAGAUGGCCUUCGACCCAAUUGAGCAGCAAUAUGAUACCACUAUCAAUGAAAACGAUGAUGUAGAAAUAGAUCACUUGCACUGCAUUGACUCGAUAGAGGCAUCGCAAGCGUGGAACGCGGAGAGGGAUUCCUUGGCAAAUGCUAUGUGGCAACAGUAUUUGAGAGGAAAUUAGUUGAUAAGUUUGACUAGUUUAUGUAGUCCUGAAAAAUUGUGAUAGUAGUGUCAAAUUGAAAGUCUAUCCUAUGGUGUCUUUGUGAGAUUUUGUUGGCUCUUUCAGACUCUGUUAACUAUGUCAAG